Lasiosphaeria miniovina is the source of this 1657-nucleotide messenger RNA. RefSeq names its product argininosuccinate synthase. Gene Ontology annotation, cellular component: cytoplasm. The coding region runs from base 267 to 1346 and encodes 359 amino acids. Gene Ontology annotation, molecular function: ATP binding; argininosuccinate synthase activity. The record is from RefSeq and is a predicted model, not a curated record. Lineage: Eukaryota; Fungi; Ascomycota; Sordariomycetes; Sordariales; Lasiosphaeriaceae. The transcript has 6 exons. Gene Ontology annotation, biological process: urea cycle; L-arginine biosynthetic process.
CGCCUAUUCUGGAGGUUCGUCGCUUUCUGUCAAGGGACCCAUCCCCUCCCACCACCACCACCACCACCUUGACCCACGACCGCUUGACACCAGACACGAGUUCUCGCCUUUGCUAACCUCGGGCUUGCGUAGGUUUGGAUACAUCGACAACGCUUGUAUGGCUUUUGGAGCAGGGCUAUGCCGUUGUCGCCUUCUUGGCCGACGUCGGCCAGGAAGAAGACUUCGAUGAGGUCCGGAAGAAGGCCCUAGCUCUCGGCGCCGAAGCCAUGGUGAUUGAGAACCUCCAGCAGGCCUUUGUCGAGGAGAUUGUCCACCGUGCUAUCCAGUGCAAUGCCAUCUACGAGGACCGCUACCUCCUGGGCACCUCGCUUGCCCGCCCCAUCAUCGCCCGCGCCCAGGUCCUGGCCGCCGAGAAGUACAACUGCGAGUAUGUCAGCCACGGCUGCACCGGCAAGGGCAACGACCAGGUCCGCUUCGAGCUGGCAUAUGCCGCCUGCAACCCGGCCCUCAAAGUCAUUGCCCCGUGGCGCAUGCCCGAGUUCAUCACCAAGUUCCAGGGCCGCCAGGAUCUCCUCAAGUAUGCCGCCGAGAAAAACAUCCCCGUCUCUUCCACGCCCAAGGCCCCCUGGAGCAUGGACGACAAUCUCGUCCACUGUUCGUACGAGGCCGGCAUUCUCGAGGACCCCGACCACUCUCCUCCCAAGGAGCUCUGGACCCGCACCGUUGACCCGCUCGACGCCCCCGACAAGGUGUACCAGUUCUCCGUCCACUUCGAGCACGGCAUUCCCGUCAAGGUCGUCACCGAGGACAAGCAGGAGGUUACGGAGAGCGUUGAGCUCUUCAAGCUCCUCAACAAGAUUGGACACGACAAUGGCGUCGGCCGUGUCGAUAUCGUCGAGAACCGCUUCAUCGGCCUCAAGAGCCGUGGCUGCUACGAUACCCCUGGCUUGACCAUCGCGAGACUUGCCCACAUUGAUAUUGAGGGUCUUGUUAUGGACUCGAAAGUCCGCGAGCUUCGCGACCAGUUUGUUACGCAGGCGUGGAGCCGUCAGCUCUACAAUGGAAUGUACUUCUCUCCUGAGAGGGAAUUCGUCGAGGUUGCGCUGGUCGCGUCCCAGAAGAACGUAACCGGCGUCGUGAGGAUGGGUGUUUACCGUGGCAGUGCCUUUGUGCUCGGCCGCUCCAGCGACGCCAGCAACCUCUACAGCCAAGAGGAUGCCUCUAUGGACUCCCUCGAGGGCUUCUCGCCCGAGGACACGACUGGCUUCAUUGCCAUUCAAGCCAUCCGCCUGAAGAAGUAUGGCCUGAUGAAGAGGCAGCUGGGACAGCCCCUCAGCGAGUCCUAAACUUUUCAGCGACGCCUUAUGUGUAGUGCGACCAGAGUGCGGCAGGAUAUGUAGUAUCUCGAGGAUAAUGGGCAACUGGACACGCGGAAUCGGAAAAUUUCUAUAUCAAAAUACCAAGACUUGCUACAGACUGUCGGUGAACUGUGCAGCUUCCUUUCAGGAACCACACGUAAGAUUAUGAUGGUGUUUAUGUAGGUCACACGACUGAGAUAGCCUUCUCAUGAAGAUUCACGUUGUUCAACGUAGAUUCACUAUGUUACAUGGCCGCUGAUAGUCUCUAAAUGAAACCUCUACAAAGCUUUGCAAAUCCA